Messenger RNA from Fonsecaea pedrosoi CBS 271.37, 1071 nucleotides. RefSeq lists its product as uncharacterized. Lineage: Eukaryota; Fungi; Ascomycota; Eurotiomycetes; Chaetothyriales; Herpotrichiellaceae. Bases 1 to 1071 code for a protein of 356 amino acids. The transcript has 4 exons. The record is from RefSeq and is a predicted model, not a curated record.
AUGCUUACCGUCGAAUGCAGUGGCACCCCUUAUGAGGUUGGAUAUGACCAUGGGCACGCAGCCAGACAUGCAAUUGCACGCUCCGUCGACUUUUACUCUGGUCUGUUUGUUCGUUAUAGUAAACGUCAGUGGCCCCAAGUACGGGAGGUUGCCCGUGAGUUCGGUGUCGAGAUCAGUCGACGAUGGCCUCGGUACUAUGAAGAGAUGCGAGGGAUCGCCAGUGGGAGUCAGCUCGACUUACUCGACAUAAUCGCGCUGAAUGUGCGGACCGAGAUCGCUUUCGGGCUCUUCAGCGACGGAUGUACAAGCCUCUACUGGAGGACGAAGGGCAAUACGUUUCUCGCUCAGAACUGGGAUUGGAUGGAAGACCAAAAGCAAAACCUGAUUCAGUUGAGCAUCAUCCAACCUGGACAGCCCAUGAUCAAAAUGAUCACCGAAGCAGGCAUCAUCGGCAAGAUUGGUUUAAACUCGUGUGGUGUCGGAGUCUGUCUGAAUGCGAUCCGGGCGUCCGGCGUGUCCACGGCUGGCAUUCCAAUCCACCUAGGUCUGCGCAUCGCUCUCGAACAGAUGUCCGCACGGGCCGCGGUCCAGUUACUGCAAGCUCACGGGAUGGCUAGUUCGGCCCACCUCCUCAUCGCCGACUCGGAAGACGCAACCGGUUUGGAAGUGACAGCUACCACCGUCUCAGAACUCAACACGGAUGACCGAGGUCGGAUACUCCACACAAACCAUCUGCUCGGUGUCCAUCCUGGCGUCACAGAGCCGAAAUGGCUACCAGAUUCCGAACACCGCCUCGAGCGCAUCCGUGUACUGACGGACGAGCUUCAUUCCAAUCUCGUCAGAGAUGCCUCUGCCGGCGCUGAUUGUCGAGAACCGACGUGGAGGGAGGUGGAGUCGAUUUUCGAGGACGAAGACAACUGGCCCGCAGCAAUUUGUCGAUCCCCCAACCCCAGCCAGGGCAGUCACAGUGCCACUUUGUUCAACAUAAUCAUGGAUUUGAAGGCACGACGGGCCGUAGUGAGAGUGGGAAGACCGUGCCAGGAGGAUGAAAAGAUAGAGAUGAGCUUCUGA